Microbotryum saponariae is the source of this 1115-nucleotide messenger RNA. The record is from the annotation of a GenBank genome assembly. NCBI's taxonomy places the organism in Eukaryota, Fungi, Basidiomycota, Microbotryomycetes, Microbotryales, Microbotryaceae.
AUGACAACAACCCAACCGAUCUUGGUAUUGCGACACAUAUACGAGCCCGCUUUGCGGCUGUGCAGAACGGACAGCGUGGUCAGCGACUCAGCGCGAUGGCCGACCCGACGCUGAACGCGACUGUUUCCUGAGUUGAAGUGUGCGAAUACCUGCUUUUCGGCGAAGUGCUCGCCUCGACCUGCCUCGACUCGCCUGGCUCGCCCUCGCCAGCCCAGGCCAGCCCAGGCCAGCCCUCGCCCGCCUCGCGCGCGACCCCCACGCCCCACGCGCCCCACCACCACCUCCUCAUGCGCAAAUGCGCGGGGCUCGAACUGGCUCGAAUCGCGCUCAAACCCCUCAAGCCCCACGUUUCGAUCCGCGACUAGCUCGGGCCCCAGACGGCCGUGUGCACCCACUGCAAGGCUCGGCACUGGGAGUGCGAAAGGUCGAAGUCGACCGGACACUUUAGCACGUGCUGCUCGCAGGGCAAGGUGCGGCUACCUCCCCCUCCCCAGCCCAAUCCCGAGUAUCGAAAUCUACUUGAAGGCUCGAAUAGCGGCCAGUUGCUCCGUCCAACAACAUUCGUCUGCAGUAGAGCCACAUGCUGAACUGUGCGACAACCUUCCCACGCACACAGAAGCUAAAGCGUUCCGCGAGAACGGCCGGUCGUACAACAACGCGUUGUCGUUUACUUCGCUCGCUGCCCACUGGGACCAAACUCAAGUGGGCACGCUAGGAUCCCCCGUGUUUCGCGUGUUUGUUCGCCUUUACCAUCGGCUCGACGCCCUGAUCCCUGCCGUGAAUCAACGCCCAGCCUUUGCUUAAACAUGGCUGAUCGACCCGGCCGAGGCCACCGACCCUCGACUUGGACGCGACGGCGCAGACAGUCGCAUACAAAGAUCAACGUUGACCAAGUUCGAGUCCAUCCUGCGUACCGGCAAUCGCUUUGUGAGGGAGUUCGCAUCAGCCAAAGCUCGCGCAGGUUGGGAUACGGCCAAAGAGUGGAUCCUGCGCCUCUGCCUCCCGCCAGGCCGAGACCGACGCACUCACAACAGGACCCGGGAAAGCUCAGCCCAAUGUGCGUCCGAAAAAACGGCGAUUUUUGGCCGAUUUGUACAUCGGGAUGAGGUGUCUGA